Molecule: messenger RNA, 1818 nt
Organism: Calypte anna (Anna's hummingbird)
Lineage: Eukaryota; Metazoa; Chordata; Aves; Apodiformes; Trochilidae
Product: olfactory receptor 10A7-like
Exons: 4
Biological process (GO): G protein-coupled receptor signaling pathway
Cellular component (GO): membrane
Molecular function (GO): G protein-coupled receptor activity; RNA-DNA hybrid ribonuclease activity; olfactory receptor activity
Source: RefSeq, a predicted model, not a curated record
AUGCACGUCAAAGGACAUCGGAACAAUCCAGGAAAAGAGUUCCAGGGAAAUCGACAAGCGGACCAAGUGGCAAAGCAGAUUGCCAGAGAGGUAUGGACUCAAUUAGCUUUGCUACCGGCUCGGGGCAACCCUGCAGCUGCAUACAUGGAAGACAAACCACAUUACUCGCCAGAGGACGAGAAGCUGGCUCGGAUGUUGCAGGCACGAAAGAACAUCAAGGCCAGAAGCAGCUGCAGGCAUCUGAGCAGCUUGGCUGGGCUGCCUGGCAUGGCACAAAGAUAUCACUGGGUCGUAUUACCGCAGGGAAUGAAGAACUCCCCAACAAUGUGUCAAAAUUAUGUUGCCUGGGCCCUUCAGCCUUUACGAUUGCAAUUUCCUGAGUUGAUUAUCUGUCAUUAUAUGGAUGACAUUUUAAUGUCAGGGAGAACACUCAAUCACGACGAUGUUUUAGCUCAUGUAAAACAGAUUGUAGAAAAACGUGGUCUAAAAAUUGCUCCAGAAAAAGCUUGCCAUGGGAUGGUGGACAGGACAUCAGCACCCUCAAAGAGCCUGCUGUUGGGAUUGAUCUGUGGAGGGAAAAUGCCCCAAAGAAAAGGCUUGGAGAAUCACACUGCUGGACCUGCAUUCAUUCUCCUGGGAUUUUCUGACCACUCCAGCCUGCAGGGCCUGCGCUUCACAGUCUUCCUGCUCAUCUACCUGGUGGUCCUCACAGGGAACAGCCUGAUUGCACUCAUCACAGUGCUGGACUCAAGCCUCCACAUCCCCAUGUAUUUCUUCCUGAGGAACCUGUCCUUCCUGGAGAUCUGCUACACAUCAGUCACUCUGCCAAAAAUGCUGGUGGGUUUCCUGAUGGGAGAUGGCAGGAUCUCCUUCCUUGGCUGUGCUGCCCAGCUCUACUUCCUGGAUUCGCCGGGCAGCAUCGAAUGCCUUCUGCUGGCUUCCAUGGCCUAUGACCGCUACACAGCCAUCUGUGACCCUCUGCACUACAGCCUCAUCAUGAGCAGGGGGCUCUGUGUCACACUGCUGGUGGGAUCAUGGAUGGUUGUUGUACCAGUGCAAGUAGUUCAGACCUACCAGGUGUUCACUUUGCCCUUCUGUGCAUCCCACGACCUUCAUCACUUCUUCUGUGAUGUUCCUCCUCUGCUGGAACUGGCCUGUGCAGACACUUUCUGGAACCAAGUGACUCUGUACACCAGCAUCCUGGUUUUCGCAGUCCUUCCCUUUUCCUUGAUAGUUCUUUCUUACACUAAAAUGAUCAGGGCAGUUCUGAAAAUGCCUUCAGUUGUUGGCAGACACAAAGCCUGUUCCACCUGCUCCUCACACCUUGGGGUGGUCACUCUCUUCUAUGGCUCAGCUGCAGUGUUCUACUUCAAGUGACGCUCAAGGGACUCUGUAGACACUGACAAAUACUUUGCCCUGUUUUACACAGUUGUGACCCCUGUGUUUCACCCUGUCAUCUUUAGCCUGAGGAACAAGGAGGUGAGAAUUGCCUUGAAGAGACUCCUAUGGACAAAGCGAUACUGCAGGGUGGUGAAUACAGUCCCAAAUAGUAAUAGAUAUCGUGGUGUAGUACAUGGUUGCUUGAUCACAGAUUCUUCCUAUUUGGUCAGACAAAAUCAGAUUUUCUGCUUGGCUCUGAUCCUGCUCAAGGUGGAAAGUGGUCUCCUGCUGCAUUUCUGUUAUGUCGUGCUCCACCGCGGAAUCUUUGUACUCCAGAGAACCUUCAGUGACCCUGAAGAGUUUAAUGAAAAUACCUACUUCAGGCUGUGUCUGAACAGGGUCACCAGUCAAGGGAAACAGUCAAAGCACAGACAGUAG